Molecule: messenger RNA, 2966 nt
Organism: Syngnathoides biaculeatus (alligator pipefish)
Lineage: Eukaryota; Metazoa; Chordata; Actinopteri; Syngnathiformes; Syngnathidae
Gene: plekhg7
Product: pleckstrin homology domain containing, family G (with RhoGef domain) member 7
Exons: 17
Coding region: 449-2644 (731 amino acids)
Biological process (GO): Rho protein signal transduction
Molecular function (GO): guanyl-nucleotide exchange factor activity
Source: RefSeq, a predicted model, not a curated record
UCGCCAGAGUGUGGCGCUCCUGUUUCCAUGCAGGCGGUGCUCAACUGCUCACUUUGCACCUUGCCUCCCUCCAGCUUGGCUAGCCAAAGUCUCCACGCCCUCAUGUAGUCACUAGCACCUGCUUCUCCUUUUUAUAUAGCCGCUUGGCACACGAGCGCACACAUUUCUUUUUUCGUUCCCGAAAUAACAUCGGAAGCAUUAUUAUUUGGGCGAUUUCGGCUGCAACCAGUCGACCAGGACGCCCCCAUCCCCGGUCACGCUUGUCCUCCCUCGGCCACUCGUCGGUUGAAGUCUCGACGGUUUCCGUUCCACGCUAAUCUUAACAUUGACGUGAAUUAUGUUGGAAUGCUGCAGGAUCUGACCUUUUAUCACAAGAGGCAAGGCAGGCAAACCCCUGAACCUUACACUCUCUGAUAGCCUGCUACUGUACGAUGCCUUUGAGGCUAAAAUGUCUCAAAUGAAGCAUGUUGUCAUGAAAGACAAAGGCCAGGAUGUUGGAACGAAGUUGGAGUGGAGUUACAUUGAAUGGGUGAGAAAUGAAGUUGUCACUUCAGGUGUGGCGAAUGCAGAGACACAAACAGAUCGAGGCCCUUUUGAGCACAAGGGGUGCCAAACCAGCAACCCGGUGAUAAUGCACAUCGAUCUCACACGGACACACUCCAGACUAAGGCAUUCAACCUUGCUAGAUCGUGAUGGCAUGGUAGCACCUUUCUUCCAGUUCGACCGACAGGCUCCCGGCCGCAUCUCAACCUCUCCCACCUUGAGGAGGAUGAGGAGCACCAGGCGUCCAGCUUCGGUCUCCCAGGAUUCCGCAAGGAUGGGUAUUACCAAGGAGGAGCCCUCCCCUGCAAUUUUGUCAUCGCCUUUACACAGAAUAAAGUCUCCCCUCGCUACAAGCCCCCUCCUGUCUAGUGGCGAGGUCUGUCACGAGCAGCCACCAAGUUCAUCCUGUGGCCGACAGAGAACCAGAUCACAUAGAUCAAAGACCUUUGACAAUGGUAUUGCUUCCAUGAAGCCAGAGUGUCGAAGUGCGCAUCCUACUAUUGUUAAAGAUUUUGGCUUUCCUGAUAGUGAAUUACAGGAGAAGGACCAUUGUCCUAAUAGUCUACAGGAAAGGAGGCGGAGCUCUGUAGUGGUCUGCUUACCUGGCUUGGAUGUUUCACCUGGAGACCUGUUUGUAUCUAAUGGAGCAGCUGACAUACUAAACAACAUUUCUGACACAAAGAAGUCAAAAUGGCCUUUUUCAAGGCGUAGCACAACUAAAGGGAAGUCUCAAACAGGAACAUCCGUAUCUGCUAUUGAAAGGUAUCUCUCAACAGCAGAAAUUCAGGACUGGAGGAACUCUGACCUUCAGAAAUAUAAGGACUACACAAUGGCAGAGUUCGUGCAGGACCAGUCCUCCCAGUGGAGCGCCACCUCUGAGCCUGUUGGCUUUAAAAGACAAGAGGCCAUCUGGGAACUCUUCACGAGCGAGUGUGUUUACUUCCUGGAUCAGCUCAUGGUUCUCAAAGAGGUGUUUUUGGCUACACUCACAAACCUGCAGAUGAGAUCCUGUCUGGCUGAUAUUGACACCUGGAGGCUGUUUGCAAACCUCAGUGAGCUUUGCCUGGUAAGCUUUGGUUUCCUUAACAACCUGCUGCACGUCAUCAAGGACUCGUUGGAUGUCACUGAUAGUAACAGAGCCACUCUGCUGGAGCUGUUGAACAAAACUUUCCAGGAGAGCAUAUGCCAUUGCUUACAGAAGUACUGCCUCAAUUACGCCACAGCUUUGCUUUAUCUGGACAGCCUGAAGCCCAGAGAGGACUUUGGGUCUUAUGUCAAGUGGUGCGAGAGCAACAAGCAGUGCCGCAGGCUGCAACUGCGUGACCUGCUGGUGGCGCCAUUGCAGAGGCUGACUCGCUACCCGCUGCUCCUACGGAACAUCGCAAGGCGGUUCGACUCGGAGGAGGAAAGCAGGGAUGCGCAGGCUGUAGCGGAGCAAGUGGACAUGUCGAUAUGUGACUUGGAGGGCAAGGUGAAAUGGUUGGACAACUACCAGAAGGUCAAACAGCUGAGAGACACCCUGGUGUGGCUGCCAGUUUGGGAGCGCGACAAGCGGACCUUCAUCCCCGAGACCGUCAAACAUCUACUAAAAGCCGUGACCCUGGAGAAUCUUAUUUCUCACAGAAGCCUGCUGCAUGAAGGCAAACUGAUUCUCACAGAGAACACCAAGCUCAUAGACGUCUACCUGUUCCUUUUUGACGAGUUCCUGCUCAUCACAAAGAUAAAGAGAAGCAAGAAGAGGUCAAUUGGCCCGGAAGUGAACUCCUUGCGCAUGGUGCAGAACCUGGAGCUGGAUCAGCUGCUGAAGGAAGGAUGCACCUUCACCGUUCUCGACCAGCCCGUCUCUCUGGACCGACUCCAACUCAGGAACAUUGAUCAGCUCAAUGCAUCAACUUCAGGGCUGCCACAUUCUUUUAUAAUUACCCACCAGAACCGCUACCAGCAGUGUAUCGGUGCGUUUGUCCUGCAGGCUGCAUCAGAGUCUUCCAAGAGAGCGUGGCUGUCUCAGAUAGAGGCGGCUGUGUCAGUCCUCCUGAAGCGAGACUCUCAGCAGGCGCGAGUGACCAACACCUCACUGUGGUUGGAGUCGUCCCAGAUCUGACCAUUUUGCUUGCGCGAGACCGUCGGCAUACACUUCUGUCCCCAUGUCGUCCAUAAUGACACUAGCACUAACGUAUACAGUACUGCACGGUGAACUGCUGCUGGAGUAGUUUAUUUGUAGCUUUGCUCAGGUAGUACCUUGUUUCUCUUCUCACGCUGCCUGUGUAUGUGAGCAUCACACCAGAAUGAAUUUGCUUGAUUUUAUUAGGAUUCAUAACAGUGACAAGAAUGAUUACAAAAUGUGUCAACAUCAAUGUGAACCUGCUGAUAUAAAUCUUGUCACUGGAGCAACAGAUCCGAAAAUAAAAUCGAACUUGACUGGA